Messenger RNA from Linum trigynum, 1119 nucleotides. NCBI's taxonomy places the organism in Eukaryota, Viridiplantae, Streptophyta, Magnoliopsida, Malpighiales, Linaceae. The record is from the annotation of a GenBank genome assembly.
AUGGGGAGGUGUUUAGUAGUGUCUCAGCUGGCUGCUGUUAUUGCACUGGUUGUUGUGGUAAUCUGUGGGAAUCUGGCUGGGGAAAGUGAAGCUGCGAGAGCAUUCUUCGUGUUUGGUGACUCGUUGGUGGACAAUGGCAACAACAACUUCCUCGCCACCACCGCCAGAGCCGACGCGCCGCCAUACGGCAUCGACUACCCGACCCACCGCGCCACCGGCCGCUUCUCCAACGGCCUCAACAUUCCCGACCUCAUUAGCGAGGCGCUUGGCGCGUCGGAGGCCACAUUGCCGUAUCUAAGCCCGGCGCUGAAUGGAGAACGUCUUCUCGUCGGCGCCAACUUCGCCUCCGCCGGGAUUGGCAUUCUCAACGACACCGGCAUCCAAUUUCUGAACAUCAUAAGGAUAUCGAGGCAAAUGCAGUAUUUCCAGCAGUACCAGCAAAGAGUAGCCGGGUUGAUUGGGCAGCAACAGGCCCAGCGGCUGGUGAACGACGCACUCGUCCUCAUCACCUUGGGAGGGAACGACUUCGUCAACAACUACUACUUGGUCCCUUUCUCCGCCAGAUCUCGCCAGUUUGCCCUGCCGGACUACGUCGUUUACCUCAUCUCCGAGUACCGCAAGAUCCUCGCGAGGCUGUACGAGCUGGGAGCUCGAAGGGUGUUGGUGACCGGAACGGGACCGUUGGGGUGCGUGCCGGCGGAACGGGCGAUGAGGAGCCGUAACGGAGAAUGCGCCGUCGAGCUCCAACGUGCGGCCGGUCUGUUCAACCCUCAGAUGAUCGACAUGAUCUCCAGCCUCAACGCCGAGAUCGGCUCCCCGGUGUUCAUCGCUGCCAAUGCCCACGAGAUGAACAUGGAUUUCGUCACCAACCCUCAGGCUUACGGGUUUGUGACGUCAAAGGUGGCUUGCUGCGGGCAAGGGCCAUACAAUGGGAUAGGGCUGUGCACGCCGGCGUCCAACCUGUGCCCGAACAGAGACAUCUACGCGUUUUGGGAUCCGUUCCAUCCGUCGGAGAGGGCGAACCGCAUCAUCGUCCAGCAAAUCCUCACCGGCGACAACAAGUACAUGCAUCCGAUGAACCUCUCCACCGUCCUCGCCAUCGACAACUCAAGAACUUGA